Macaca mulatta (Rhesus monkey) is the source of this 6242-nucleotide messenger RNA. Lineage: Eukaryota; Metazoa; Chordata; Mammalia; Primates; Cercopithecidae. The record is from RefSeq and is a predicted model, not a curated record.
GUCAGCAGAGGCUUUAUUCUAGGGGAAAAGGCAGACAAUAAACAUAUAACUGCAUGAUGAUUUAAAAGCAACUGUGGUAAGUGCUAUAACAAGAUGAUGAAGUCUAGGGUGUUAGUAGAACGUCAUGACAGGGUCAUCUGCAUAUUCUAUGCCCCCAAAUAUAAGUGACCUGUUGAAAGUUAUUCAACCAGUAAAAGAGGGGGAAACAAAACUCUAUCUUCCUACUUACAGAUUCUCCGGUCUUUGGACCAAACCUUGGAAUAUAACUUAUAUUUGGGCCAACAGCCUUGUUUUCACUAUUUAUAUUCAUAGGCAAAGCCAGCUGGACUAUGCAUGAAUCAACAUUCUAACCUCAGAGAUAUAUUUUAAAAAUUCAAAACAGAAGUUAUCACUGAUAUUGGGUUCACGUGAACAACUGUGUUCAUGAAAGUUGAUACCAUUGCCAUUCCUUGAUUUUUAGAAGCAUAGCAAAGUUAAAACACUCCACACACCCAGAAUGGGCAAUAAAUGGAUGUGUUGGCAUGAUCCUCCUCAUGCUGGCACUUCAACAACACAGCAAGCUAUGUACUUUUGAGCAGGGGUUGAAACAUUUUUCCUGAAAGCGAUCUUCGAGCUUGCAAUUUUGCCAAAUUCUUUUAUUUUUCCAUAAUUUAUGAAUUAUUCUACUUGGCAUUAUUGAAUACAAAAUAAGUUUACUAAGCACCGACCAUGUGCCAAACCCUAGGGAUACAGGGAAAAAUAAAUCUCUGUUCUAAAGUAACUCAUAGUCUAGGAAAGAAGUGAUUCACAAAUAAAGAACUAUGCUAUGUUAUUGAUCAAGUAUUCCUCAUACUUCUUUAGAAUGCCCAAACCUCUCUUGGCAUAAUGACACAGUGCGGGUUGAGGGUGGGGUCAUCAAGGAAAGUCAUAUGGGAAUUUUUUUCCCCAAGAAAGCGUCUUGCUAUCACUUAGGCUGUACUGCAGUGGUGGGAUCAUAGCUCACUGCAGCCUUGACCUCCAGGGCUCAGGUGAUCCUCCCCCUCUGGCCUCCCAAGGAGCUGGGACUACAGGUGUAUGCCACCACACCCGGCUAAUUAUAUUUUUUGUAGAGACGGGGUCUCACUAUGCUGCCCAGGCUGGUCUUGAACUUCUGGGUUCAAGAGUUCUGCCUGCCUUGGCCUCCCAAACUGCUAAGAUUACAGGCGUGAGGUACCGCACCUGGCCCAUAUUGGAUUUUAUUUCCUUUUCUUGGUGCUUAUCUUCCUUCACAACUUCAAGAUGGGCAUAAAAUGUUUGACAACAUGGUUCUUCAUUAAGUCCAAUUCCUAGUCAUAAUAGGGCUUGGGAAAUAAUAGGCACAAAGGCAAUCGUGCUAAUACAAAAAUGGGGGCCUCCUAAACCUUGUUACUUGUUUGCUCACUUAUAAGAAGAGCCAAUUCAAAGGCUCAACUGAAUUCUAGCACUAAGAUUCCUUCCUUGCUGUAGAACAGCUGUACCUAGUCACUUCCAUUAAAGUUACACGGGCGUUGCAAGAAGCCUCCUGCAAUACAGUUUUGACUCAGCAGGCAUGGGAGUAACGAUGGUCCUGUGGUACUUCCUGCACCCCCAGAGUCCCAGAGUUGACACCACGCUGGCUUUUCAGUGGGCGCGUCCCUCCUGGGGGCGUCACCAGACAGCCCCAGGCAGAAGUGGCGGCGGCCCAUCCUCAUGCAAACUGCAGUGUAAGAACUGGGGCCCAGGACUCCUCGCAAACGUGGGACGCUGACAUUCUGUGGUGCUGUCCCAGUGCCAUUUCAAAGCGCUCAGCCCCCAACUUUCCAACUAAUAGCCAUUUCAGGGAGGGACUGCCCAGGACCAGGCUUUUGAUGAACCACGUUCAGGGUGUCGUCUUGGGAGAGCCACGUCAGUCCCUCUGAGAUUCCAAACGGCCGACAGAGGACACCUCGGGACCACAUCCAAGCCUCAGGGACCUGUCAAGACGCCAUCGACGAUCCUGGACCACAUCUCGCCCGGGAAGGGAAGGGUCGCGACCGGACCCUGGAGACCGACGGAUGCCUGGCGAUCUGAACCCACCCCGGCGCUGCCCUCCCGCCCCCACUUCCGAUCGGUCGAAGGUCACGUGCCCUGACCCCGCCCCCGCAGACGCGGCUCCUCUAGCUGAGAGCUGCGAGCGUCCCGGCUUCCCUUCCGCCGGAAGUAGGGCGACUUUCCUUUUCCGGCUACGGGUCCCCAAGCAGAGCGGGAGGCCGGACCGGGGAGCCAAGCGGCGGCGUCGGCUGCGGGGGCGACGGCGGCGGGGGCGGUAAUGGCGGAGCUGGUGCAGGGGCAGAGCGCUCCUGUGGGGAUGAAGGCCGAGGGCAUCGUGGACGCCCUGCACCGGGUCCGACAGAAAGCCACAGGAGUCAUUGUGUUAGAAGAAGGUCUUCACUCGGGCGCUUGAAGAUAUGGUCUUUACAUCUCUUUCCAGUAUUCCAGGGGAGGGAACCCUACCUGUUUCCCUGAUACUGACUUUUCAUGUUAUAUAUUGAUGCUCCUAUAGACAUUAUAUUGGAUCCCAGAACUUUCCAAACCUGUGGUUCCACCUAAAAUUUUAUCUGAUGAAUUGUUACUUUACUGCCUAGGUGCCAACCAGUACGGUAGUGAGUAUCCAUCUUACUUAGACUUCAGAUCCACCCAUGGCUAUAAUGGAUGAACAUACCACCCAGCUCCCCUUCCACCACUCUGCUUGCUGGUGUGUUACGGUGCUCUCCUCUACAGUACAGGGUCCUGAACCUUGUUUCUCACUGGCUACUAAUAUGUAGUGGCUUUCGCUCUGUGCUGAUGUGUGACAGUCAACUUGUUGGCCUUCUAUGUCCGGGAAGAAUUAUAGUCACUGCCUUAAAGGGCUCAGAUCCUCAGUUUGCAGAAGGCCUGUAGUUGAACAUAAAGUGAAUUUUGAACCAUUGAGAAGACAUUCCGCUUCUCUUGAGCCAGUGGUUGAACUCAUAUUCUUGGACAACCUGCUCCAGAGGGAAACCCUCUGUUAAAUGCUGACCUAAUGUGGAUUGUUGAAGCAGUGGUGUUUACUACUAGCAGUGAAAACUUCAUUGGAUUUGUUCUCAGCUCUGAAAUGCACCAUUGACUGGAGCAGUAAUAAGCCCAAUGGAGACAGGGCUGUAAGUGUGUUCCUUCUGAAUGUUAACAGCUGGAGGUCCAUACUAUCUCCAAGGAUUUGAUGGCCUUUAAAAACUAAAGAAAAAAACAGAUUGCUGCUAAAAUUGAUUCAAUUCCUCACUUGAAUAAUUCCACACCUCUAGUGGACCCCUCAGUAUAUGGAUAUGGAGUACAAAAACGGCCCUUGGAUGAUGGAGAUGAGGAAACCAGUUUCUGAAGAAGUAAGUGGUUUGACCAAGGCCAGAUAGAUACAUGUAGGUAACCAGUUAGGGGCCUUGGUACAUCAAAGGACAGUAAUAACGGAAGAAUUCAAAGUGCCUGACAAAAUGGUUGGAUUUAUUAUCGGCAGGGGAGGUGAGCAGAUUUCACGGAUUCAAGCAGAAUCUGGUUGCAAAAUUCAGAUUGCUUCAGAGAGUUCUGGGAUUCCAGAGAGGCCCUGUGUACUUACCGGAACCCCAGAAAGUAUUGAACAAGCCAAACGGCUCCUGGGACAGAUUGUGGACCGCUGUCGAAAUGGACCUGGCUUUCAUAAUGACAUAGACAGCAACAGCACAAUCCAGGAGAUUCUCAUUCCCGCAUCUAAAGUGGGUCUGGUCAUCGGCAGAGGAGGGGAAACAAUCAAGCAGUUGCAGGAGCGGACAGGAGUGAAGAUGGUCAUGAUCCAGGAUGGCCCAUUGCCCACGGGAGCAGACAAGCCUCUUCGUAUCACUGGAGACGCAUUUAAAGUACAGCAAGCAAGAGAAAUGGUACUAGAGAUUAUCCGAGAAAAAGACCAAGCUGACUUUCGGGGUGUACGUGGUGACUUCAGCUCCCGAGUGGGAGGAGGCAGUAUAGAGGUAUCUGUGCCUAGGUUUGCUGUGGGCAUUGUAAUAGGAAGAAACGGGGAAAUGAUCAAAAAGAUCCAGAAUGAUGCUGGUGUGAGGAUUCAGUUUAAACCAGAUGAUGGGAUUAGUCCAGAAAGAGCUGCCCAGGUCAUGGGCCCUCCGGAUCGGUGUCAGCACGCAGCGCACAUCAUCAGCGAGCUGAUUCUCACAGCCCAGGAAAGAGACGGCUUUGGAGGCCUGGCAGCAGCCAGAGGAAGAGGUCGUGGCCGUGGCGACUGGAGCGUGGGAGCCCCUGGUGGCGUCCAGGAGAUAACAUACACGGUGCCAGCCGAUAAGUGUGGCCUUGUCAUAGGCAAAGGGGGUGAGAACAUCAAAAGCAUCAACCAGCAGUCAGGGGCGCACGUGGAGCUUCAGAGGAACCCCCCUCCCAACAGCGACCCCAACCUGCGGAGAUUCACCAUCAGGGGGGUUCCCCAGCAGAUCGAGGUGGCCAGGCAGCUCAUAGAUGAGAAAGUUGGCGGGACCAAUCUCGGAGCACCUGGAGCCUUCGGACAGAGUCCCUUCAGCCAGCCACCUGCCCCACCUCAUCAAAAUACCUUUCCUCCGAGGAGCUCCGGGUGCUUCCCAAACAUGGCUGCCAAGGUGAACGGGAACCCCCACAGCACCCCCGUGAGUGGUCCUCCGGCCUUUCUGACCCAGGGCUGGGGCAGCACCUACCAGGCAUGGCAGCAGCCCACACAGCAGGUCCCAAGCCAGCAGAGCCAGCCGCAGAGCAGCCAGCCCAGCUACAGCAAGGCCUGGGAAGACUAUUACAAAAAACAGAGUCACGCCGCCAGUGCUGCUCCUCAGGCCAGCUCCCCACCGGACUACACAAUGGCCUGGGCAGAAUAUUACAGACAGCAGGUCGCUUUCUACGGACAGACGUUAGGGCAGGCGCAGGCCCACAGCCAGGAGCAGUAGGACAGUGUCCUCCUGGCCAACUUUCCCUCAGAAUCAUUGUCAAAGAAAACCUAUUUGUAACAGGUUUUUACAUUCGCAAACCUUUUGAUGAAGAACCGUUGUUUUGUUCUGUGAAACACUAUAUUUAGAUUAACGGAAUUUUUCUAAAAAUCGGGAAAGUUAGUUACUAAAAAUUGCUGAUCGUUUUUGUUUCAUUAUUUUUGUUAUUUCAAAUGUAUAAGCUCUGGGAUUCUUUUUGGAGCAAUACCUACAAAGUCAGGCACCGGAACGUGCCUCAGAGCUGUGACAUUUCAACAUGAUGGUUUCGGUUUUGUUUUGUUUUGUUUUGUGUCCUUUUUAUUUGCAGUUUUUUCUGUUGCAACAGAAAGUGGCUUGGAAGUCUUAGGUGGUAUGUAACAAAUUCUUUUUAAAAAUUUUAAAGCAGUAUUUAAGUAUUCUUAAAUGUGUAAAUUCAUUUAAUGUUUUACUUCUAAUUUGUUGUAUCUUGGCUGUCUGGUUUUAUUGCAUUUUUAAAAAAACUGAACUAUUAUGUAUUGUAAUGAAUGAUGUGAAUUCUGAAUUGAGACAGAUAAUUGUAUUGCUGUCCAACAGGGGUUGGGAGGGGCAUUUUGUAGGGUUUGUAUAAUUUCUAGAGUUCUAAAGGGGUAAUAUAAAAAUGUGUUCGUGUGUUUAGCAUACGUUUGUUUCAUGUCUCCAUUACCAGUCGCAACUGUGUAUCUAAGACCUCCAAGCUUGUUUUUAAAACAAAACAAAAAACCUUUCUCUAUUCUCUCAGAAAUAUAAAUACUGUUAUUUUUAAUAUUAAGAAAUUCAAUAUAACUUUUAACACACACUGUGGAACAUUAAACCAUAUAAAAAUGUAGUUAUAACUAUUUUUAAUUCCAAGGUGUUGUUUGCUCUUUUCUUUUAAAUAUUUUCUUAAUAUUUUGUCAGAUUAACUAGAUGAAUAAAUUAGUAUUAACCGCAUUAUGAAUUAAAUAAUUUUGAUUUAAUAAAAGGGAUAAUAUGAUUUCCAGUGUUUACUGUAGUGUAUCUUGUACAGAUAACAUGUAUUUUUAAAGGAAAAAAAACGGAAUUGAAGCUAUUUUUUCUUGCAUUUCUAAUUGACCUGAGGGACAUUCCGUUUGAAAUGUACUGAAGUUACAGUUUCUGGUUUUUUCUCCUUAUUUUUCUUAUAAUGCUUGAAAUGUCUAACUAUUAAAAAAGACAAUUGGAAAAUGUUAUGCAUGUGGUUUUUAAGAAAAAAAGUGUUCUUUUUAUUUGACUGACAAUUCAUUUUACACUCUAUAUAAUAAAAUUUCCACAAGACAUCUUGUGGGCAAAGUC